This is a messenger RNA of Chenopodium quinoa (quinoa), 3165 nucleotides long. Its product is annotated as FRIGIDA-like protein 5. NCBI's taxonomy places the organism in Eukaryota, Viridiplantae, Streptophyta, Magnoliopsida, Caryophyllales, Amaranthaceae. The record is from RefSeq and is a predicted model, not a curated record. The transcript is spliced from 4 exons. The coding region runs from base 114 to 2834 and encodes 906 amino acids.
UGAGUGGGACCAUUCUACUAGUAGUAAAAUGGAGGGAGUAUUAGAAUGAGGAAAAUGGAGGGAAAAAUUAGGGCUCAAAGUUCUUGGGUUUAGUUCCUUUUUUAUCAAUCAUCAUGGCUUCCUCUGAACAAGUGUUUUCCGAAAUUAAACUUGCAGAAUCCCAAAUUCAUCAAAUUAACAGUAGUUUUCUUGCUCUUCAAUCACAAUUUUCACAACAAUGGAGAACCCUACAAAAUUCCUUGGGAAAAAUCCAAUCUUUACUCAAAAAUCGUUACAAAGAACUCGAAUCAAAAGAAGAACACCUCAAUUCAAUCCAGAAAUCCAUUGAAAAUCGACAAAAAGAAGUCGAAUUGAAAGAAAAGCAGUUCAAUUUCACUGGAAACUUCGUCUGCGAUCGAUGCAAAACCCUAGGAGUGAAGGUAAGUGAAACGGGUAAUGUAGUUGUUAAAAUUGAACCUUCAAUUGAAUUUAGGGGUGAAUUUAGUACUGAAGAUGCUAGUAUUAAGCUUUUUGUUACAAUGGAUGGAAAAACCCUACAAAUGUUUUUGAAUGAUAGGGUUGAUGAACAUGAAAUUAUGGGUGAUGAGGUUAAGAGUGCAAUUAAAUUAUCUAGUGAUCCUUCAAAACUUGUGUUAGAUGCAAUGGAAGGGUUUUUCCCACCCCAUUUGAAGAAGGGUAAGUUGGAGUAUGAUGGGAUUGUUGUUAGGAGUAGUUGUGUACUUUUGUUGGAGCAGUUGAUGGAAUUGAAGCCUGAAAUUAAAAAGGCGGUGAGAGAGGAGGCAAGGGCGUUGGCACGCGUGUGGAGGAAGAAAAUGAGGGCGGAGAGCGGGAGUUAUAAGGUGGUUUUGGGGUUUUUGCUUUUGGUUGAGGUUUAUUGGUUGUGGUGGGAUUUCGACAAGGAUGAUCUCGGGAGUCUGUGUGAGGUUGUUCGGCCGCACAGGGUUGUGGAUGAAUUAGAUUCGAGACUUUGUAUCCUUCAAAAGUGUCAUGUGAGCAACAGGGCAUCACAAGCUCAGAAAAAAGAGACGUGUACUCCACCUGUAAAGAAUGCAUUUGUUUCACCUUCCAUGGACUCUUCUGUUGAUCUUUCCGCUUUGUGCAAGGAGAUGGAUGGAAAAAUUCUACAAAUGUUCUUGAACGGUAGGAUUAAUGAGCAAAAUUGUAUGAGUGCAGAGGUUCAGAGUGCGCUUCAGUUAUCAAGUGAUCCUGCAAAAUUGGUACUAGAUGCCAUGGAAGGGUUUUUCCGGGCACAUUUGAAGAAGGAUGGUAUGGAGUAUGAAGAUAUUGUUGUUAGGAGUAGUUGUGUACUCUUGUUGGAACAGUUAAUGGAACUGAUGCCUGAAAUCAAGACGGCGGUGAGAGAGGAGGCAAGGGUGUUGGCCUGUGUAUGGAGGGAGAAAUUGAGAGCAGAGAGUGGGAAUUGCAUGGUGGUAAUGGGAUUCUUGCUUUUGGUAGCUGCAUAUUGGCUGUGGUGGGACUUCGACAAGGAGGAUCUCAGGAAUCUUUGUGAGGUUGUUGGCCAGCACAGAGUAGUGAAUAAACUGCAUUCUAAACUUGGUUUUCAGCAAAAGUAUGAAGUGAGCAAUGUAGCAUCACAAGCUCAGAAAAAUGAGCUAUAUACUCCCCCUAUGAAGAAUGCGUUUGUUUCACCAUCCACGGACCCUUCCAUUGAGCUUUGCACUUUGUGCAAGGGGAUGGAUGCAAAUGGGUUGAAGUCAUAUUUAGUCAAGCAUGUAAAGGAUCUAAAGUUAUUCCCUGAGAAAGUUAUGGAUUGUCUUCGAUGGGCUUCAGAUCCUGCAAAGCUUGUUUUUAAUGUAGUGCAAGAUUUCUAUCUAGAAAUGAAUGAAUUUCAGGGCAACACCAACAUUUCAUGUUGCAAUGUUUUGUUAGAGCAGCUGAUGCAACUCUCACCACAUAUUAAUUUUGUGCUUAAAGAAGAUAUUAUUAACUUUGCAGCUCGUUGGAAGGCUAGAUUAGCGAAGGAGAGUACCAAGCCCUUCUUUGUUUUUGGCUUUUUAAAGUUCUUAGCUGCCUACAAAUUGUCGAGUUCCUUUCAAACAGAUGAAAUCCUUGCAACAUUCUAUGAUAAAGAUGAUAUUUAUGAAUUUGAACAAAUUCCUAGUUUAUGUCGUGCUUUGAGUUUGGAAGCAAAGAUUCCAGAUUUUAUCAGAUCUCUUAUUAAGGAGAAUAAGUGGCUUGAGGCUGUUCGCUUUAUAUGUGCAUUUAAUCUGGCUGAUAAAUUCCCUCCGGACCCUCUACUGAAAGCAUACUUGGAUUACACAUAUGAAGCUGCAUUGAAGACCUGCCAGAACUCCAAUAAUUCAGUUAAGGCACAGAACAAGUGUGCAAACAAACAAAUACGUGCACUACAAAGUGUAAUCAGAUGCAUUUUCGAUUUCAAGUUGGAUUCUGAGUACUCACCCAUUGACCUUCAACAGCGCAUUCGGCAACUUGAGCUACAGAAGGAAGAAAGAAAAUCCUUAAACCUGGAAAAAGAUAAGGUUGAGAAAAAAAAGUUUACUGCAACAACUCCUCAUGUAGAUUCCAACAGCAUGAAGAAACGGGCAGCUUGCCCCACAACUGCCCAAACUCAGUUGCUACAAAGAUGUAGCCUAGAAAAGUGUCUUCGUACAGACAUUGUUCAGAAUUCCAUCUUUUCGAAUGUAUCUAUUCCUAUGGCUUCCAGCAUGAACACAUUGCAUCCACCUUCGCCAAAAUUCUCACAAUUUGGCUUGCAUGACACUAAUACUUCAAAAAUGCCCUACAGCAGUAUUAGGCCUACUGUAAAUCGUACUGGUUUGGACACUAAUUUCUCAGGUCAUGUCUCUGAUUAGCCACAUUUUGGUACUCCAUCUUCUGCCGAGUACAGUACAAAAGUAUUAUUCACUCUCCAUCCUAAAACCAUUCCCUGAUUCUGUUUAUUGUAGGAUAGUUGAAGUUUUUUGCUUAAAUUAUCUCAAGUCCCCCAAUUUGUAAAUAUUAUCCUUUUGGGUAUUUUAGGAUAUUUUGCUGAAGUUGGUAUCUUUUUGAAGUAAUUAGAUGGUUUUUGCUCAAGCUGUACAUUUGUAAAGGGUAACACCCACCUUGGUGUUCAUUUUGGUACAGGGCUGUUUAUAAUCCCAGAUAGAAAUAUAUUUCUCAUCAAGUUCUUGCCAAAUCGCUUUU